Molecule: messenger RNA, 5413 nt
Organism: Clarias gariepinus (North African catfish)
Lineage: Eukaryota; Metazoa; Chordata; Actinopteri; Siluriformes; Clariidae
Gene: znf628
Product: zinc finger protein 628
Exons: 7
Coding region: 432-4733 (1433 amino acids)
Biological process (GO): regulation of transcription by RNA polymerase II
Molecular function (GO): DNA-binding transcription factor activity; RNA polymerase II cis-regulatory region sequence-specific DNA binding
Source: RefSeq, a predicted model, not a curated record
GACUGUUGGUUAGUUUGUGCUCGACAUUAUUGUUAAGGUUGUAUGGAGUAUCACUGCGGACUCCAGCCUCAUUUCAAUACAUCAAAACUGUUUAGUACAAUUAGUAAUUACCGCUAAGUCAUAACGUGCAUCGUGGACGUGCAGAAAUAUGGAGAUAUACCGCGAGGCGUGAGAAACCCAGACGGGCAGUGAGAUGGAUGCGGGAAGGCCGGCUCGGGACUGCACUAAUACCGGCAGGAAUCCGCCAGGCUGGUUCUGGAAACUGAAGUAAAGAAGUUUCAGUACUUAUUUCAGCUGGGAUACAAAUCAUCAUUCUCAUCAUAUUCUGCACUUCACUAAACAUCUGGAAUGGCUACCGUAAAUCAGGAGGGUCCACAAAACUAGUCAGUUGCACUCCAACCCAGAGCACCCUUCGCUGCUCUUAGGGUACGAUGGCCAACUCAGUCGCUACCCUGGUUGUCCAAACUGAGCUUCUUCCCAGCCAGACUCCCUCUUCCCUCUCUCCUUUUCCAUCGCUCCUUCCCCCAGUGGACGACGAGGAGAACGAUGAAGAGAAAGGUGGACAGGAAGAGAAGGGGACAGAAACUGUCGUGCUUACAAGCGUCGAAAUGGUAACGUCGUCGACGUCUCCUGGGACGAUGGGAUCCCAAAAUCCUGAACACCCCUUCCAGUGUCUAGAUUGUGGGAAGAGUUUUAAGUGGUCUUCCAGGUUGGCACACCAUCAGCGUAGCCAUAACAACGAAAGGCCGUAUCGCUGUAACCUCUGCCCCAAGGCUUUCAAAGGCUCAUCAGCUCUGCUUUAUCACCAGAGGUCUCAUUCAGGAGAGAAACCUUAUAAAUGUGAGGAUUGUGGUAAAGCAUUUAAGCGGUCAUCUCUCCUCCAGGUUCAUCGCAGUGUGCAUACAGGUUUGCGUACCUUCCAGUGUCCCUACUGCCCUCUUACCUUCAAGUGGAGCUCUCACUACCAAUAUCACCUACGGCAACACACAGGCGAGUGCCCCUAUCCAUGUGACAGAUGUCCCAAAGCCUUCAAGAACUCCAGCAGCCUGCGUAGACACAAGAACGUGCAUUUAGGUGUCAAGCCUUAUGUUUGUAUGGUGUGCAGCAAGGCUUUCAGCCAGUCAACCAACCUGAGGCAACACAUGCGCAUACAUACCGGCGAGAGGCCGUACAUCUGUGGUGAGUGUGGUCGCAGCUUCACACACUCCUCCAACCUGGCACUUCAUCGCAACUCUCACAUAGAGGUCAAGGCUCAAGGUGUGGGGAAGACAGGAAAGGUAGGGUCACCGGCAAGUGUUGAGGUGGUGCUCGGAGGGGCAACCUCAGACGAUUUGAAGGCGGUUGAAAUGACAAUAUCAGACAUGGUGGGCCUUGUAGGUGGGCAGGAAGGGGGAACCAGUCAGGUCUUCUUAUCCCACCCUGUGCCCGAGUCCUCAGCUGAAGGCAGUCAGAAUGUCUUGACCGCCACAGGCUCAGAGCAUGUACAGGUGAGCAUAGAGGAGUCAACGGAAACGGAUUCUAACGUGCUGUUGUACAGCUGUGGUAGCUGCAGCGAAACAUUUGGAACCCAAACACACUUGGAAGAACAUCAAGCCUUGCAUCUACAUAGUUUGGGGGUGGCUGAUGGGGGUGAAGACACCAGGUGUGAUGACAUAGAGGCUCAGGGAGGUGGGGUUUCUUUAGUUGGGAUGGCCCCCUUGUUGGCAGACUUUGAGGAGGUUGUGGAAACCACAACAGUGGCAGAGACAGGGCAGGGAACAGAACUGCUUGGAUUGGGUGGUCUUGGGGGUGGAGCCAGCCAGGUUCAAUAUGACCUGCUUCAGAGCUUUACCAGCUCCGUGGCCCAGAUGCCCUCAGAUGUCCCCACCUCCAUAGUGGACACAACAGAGUGUGCCUACUGCAGUAAAAGCUUCAAGAACAGCAGCUCACUGAGCAGACAUAUUGCACAGGUGCACCCUCUGGCACUGUCCGAGUCCAGAUCUCAAUUCAGCUGCUCUGUGUGUGACCGCUCCUUCCCCCUACUCUCGUCCCUUCUUACCCACCAGCUCUCACACACCGAGGAGCAGAGACUGCUGACUGAGGCAGAGGCUGAAAUUGUCUGCCCUCCUUCACUGUCUCUUUCACUGCCCCUGUCUUCAUCAUCCUCUUCCAAGAGAGAGGCAGAGGAGCCAGAGGCAGAGGGAGAAAGGGAAAUCCAUGUCAGCCUCAUUGCUGUCACAGAAGAGGGAGAGAAGCAAGCUGUGAAACCAACCAACAGGGCAUCAGGGAAGACUGGAAGAAGAGGAGGUGGGAGCAAAGGCUCUGCUGCAAAUAAUGAGAGGCCAUAUCGGUGCUUGGAAUGUGGGAAAUCCUUUAAGGGCUCUUCAGGUCUGCGCUACCACAUGAGAGACCAUACAGGAGAGAGGCCAUACCGCUGCACAGAGUGUGGAAAAAGCUUUAAGAGAUCUUCUCUACUGUCCAUACAUCAAAGGGUGCACACAGGAGUGCGAGCCUUCCAAUGUCCUUACUGCCCUCUGACCUUCAAGUGGAGUUCGCAUUACCAGUACCAUUUGCGGCAGCACACUGGCGAGCGACCAUAUGUGUGCCAAGAAUGUGGCAAAUCGUUCAAGAACACCAGCUGUCUGAGGCGACACAGCCAGUUGCACUCAGGCCUGCGACCACACGCCUGCUCUGUGUGUGGCAAGGCCUUUUCCCAAACCUCCAACCUAAAGCAGCAUGAGCGCACACACUCGGGUGAAAGGCCUUUCCAAUGCGCACAAUGCCACAAGAGUUUCACACACUCCUCUAAUCUUCAGCUUCACCUACGCACACACUCCUCACGCAAAGACUACAAGUGUCAGCGCUGUGGCAAAGAGUUCGUCAUGCACUCCUACCUGCAGCGCCAUCUGCGGACGCAUAGCAGCGGUGGAGGGGCCACGUGCACUAAAGAAGCGGGAAAAACAGCUAAGAACGGCAGCGGGACCUCAGACAUGUCAACCACUACUCUGAGUCUAAACAUGAAUGCAGCAGGAGGGCUUAAUUCUCUGUUUUCUAAUGAAGGGAAUUCCACACUUAUUCUCUCACCAUCAAAUUUGGACAUUCCUCCAAACACGUCACAAAAUUAUUUCAUGAUACAGACACCUACAGGACUGCAGCUGAUCCCACUGUCCAAUCCAACACCCACACGGCCUGCUCCUCUUCCUCCACCACCACCACCACCUCCACCACCUCCUCCACCACCACAACUGCCAUCCCAGAACUUCCUGCUUCUUCAGUGCCAGUCCACCAAUGGGAGCCAGCCGAGUCUCAUUCUAGUUCCCACAGCAUCCAAUGGGAAUCCUCUUUCUGCUCCCUCAACACCACAGGCCCUCCCCUUGGUGCAAACAGUAUCAUCAGUGCCACAGAUAGCCACUUUAGCUCCAGCCCAAACCCAGUUAUCACAGUUUCAACCACUCCAGACCCAGCAGAGGUUUAUUUUUACCAACAACAGUGCUCCUGUUAUCACUGCCCCAUCUCAAAACACAACAGUUAAACCAAUUUUAGGAACCCUAAGCCACACCAGGAGCCCUAGAACCAGACGUGGGCGCAAAACUAAAACUCAGAAAUCAGGGUCCUUGGUGCAGACAGCAUCUGUCCCAGCAACUCAAGGUUUAGUUCCUUCCAAUAUUUCAACAUCCACAACUGCUACUUCUAUUGCAUCAUCAACAACCUUGUCCCAGCUGUCUAAUAUUCAAACAUCUGUACCACCACUGAACUUAGACCCUGUGCCUAACACACCUUCUACUCCUGCUACAGUCACUGUAUCAGCAGUAACACCCACUACUUCUCCAACCAACAGCCACUGUAUUUUGACAGGUGACCUUAAAAAUGCAUCUGCUGCAGAGGAAGUGGAGAAGCUUACUGAUCCUCUACAAGAGGAGCACUUUGUUCUAUGUUUUGAGAAGGAGAAUAAGGAGAGGGCGCAAGGAGCUGAGAUGGAGGUAAAGGUACAGAUGGAUGAAGGGGUGGAGGGAGAAAGGUCGUAUGUGUUGCAUUUUGAAGGGGAAAGUGAACAAGGGGCAGAAGGAAGUGAAGACAGAGGGGAGAAAUCGUAUGUCCUUCGAUUUCAGUCAGAGGAAGAGAUGGAGGGUGAUGGAGAUAAGGAGAAGACUGGCAUGGUUUCUCUUAACUUGCUUCAAGAUUGGAGUGCAGCAAGAGAAAGUGAAAGAUUGGAAGGGUUUGAAGAAGGUGUUGGGGUGGAAGAGAAAUCAUUUGUUCUUCAUUUCCAAACAGAUGCACAAAGUGAUGAUGACAUCCCACCAAAUUCUGGUUUUCCUGAUGGCCCUAGUGAAGAUUUGGGUCUUUCUUGUCAUUCUGCCCAAGCCUUAAUGCCUCUUGGUGGACAGGAGGUUGUGUUCAAAUUAGGCAGUGAGGCCAAAAUAGAUGCAGGCGGAGGGAGUGGAGAAAGUGUUCAAAUGAUUGCAGUAAUAGAAGGUGGGGGCAGCAGUUCUGAGACAGGGGGCAGUUUUAGCAGUCCUGGUGGAGUCACUGGGACAGGAGCAGGGCAAAUGGGAAGCAUUUUUCAGUUAGAGGGAGGGGAAGGUAUAGUUAUUAUUGAGGUUAGUACCAGCAGUUUGACGGAAGGAACAGAAGGAGUUUCAGUAGGAUUAAGGAGCAUGGACAAAGAAGGCACUGCAUCACCUGAAGUGGCAUCUGAGGAGCAGAAGAUGCUGGAAACUGAGAGCAGACUAUCAGCCAGCGUGAAUGGGACCUAACACUUAAGCACUGAAGGAAUCUCCAAAUGAAGCCUGUGAAGAGCUCCAAGACACAACCCACACGCACGUGCUCCUACUAACCAAUGCACACUACUAACUACCAGCAACCUGAGUCUUUGAUGAGACACCGAUUUUUAAUUAUGCCUUUUAUGAUCCAGGUGACUUAACCUAAAGCAGUCAUUUAGGUCUGUAACUUUCAGCUAUCAGGAUAAUGAAAUGAAAGGGAAGGUCAUGCUUCUUAGCAAAAAUCGACUGGCAAAUGUGUGUGGUAAAAUAGUUUUUCGGUGCAAUGGUUAAUGUUUUUUAUGUUGUCCUCUUCCUUCAGUAUUGAAGUGUUUUAGACAUUGCAUUACCUAGAAUUAGGUGAGACUUCCUCACCAGCCCAUAGAGGGAGUUGUUUCAUACACCACACACACCACAGAUAUGUUUUUUUUUUUUAAGAAUACACAUCAAUACAAGAUGAUGUGCUGAAGAAUGUUGGACAACUGUAAACUAAUAUGCUGUCAUGUUGACGGCCAAAGUGUAACAUGAACAAGAACUGUGAAUAUGUCUAUAGUCUGUUUAGUUUCACUAUAAUUGUUAAUAUUAGUAAAUUAUCAUGCUCAACAAACUGUCAGUCAUUUUUUAAAAGUUAAUUUUGCACUUUGGACAUAAAAAUAAUGUCAAAUAAAAAAAAUAAA